Messenger RNA from Branchiostoma floridae (Florida lancelet), 3753 nucleotides. RefSeq names its product multiple epidermal growth factor-like domains protein 11. The record is from RefSeq and is a predicted model, not a curated record. Lineage: Eukaryota; Metazoa; Chordata; Leptocardii; Amphioxiformes; Branchiostomatidae. Gene Ontology annotation, molecular function: calcium ion binding; scavenger receptor activity.
UGUGCCUCCAGCUGUCUGUGCCAUCACGGUGGCUCCUGUGACCCUGUGACUGGACAGUGCAGCUGUCCAUCUGGAUUCAUCGGAGACAACUGUGAGCAGGAGUGUGCAGUAGGCAGAUAUGGUGAUGGCUGUGCACAAAGCUGUGACUGUCAGAACGGAGGGACCUGUACCAGCGGGGGGCAGUGCCUGUGUAAGAUGGGAUGGCACGGCAACAAGUGUCAGGGAAACAUCUGUCCCUAUCAGCCUCCCCAGUACAGUAGUGAACACUACACAGAUGAGUUCCACUGGCCCUACUGUAUCCCCUGUCACUGUAACCAGGACAACACAGAGAGUUGCCACCCAUGGGGUGGGCACUGCGAGUGCAACCCUGGAUGGGGUGGGGUGAACUGUGACACGAUCUGUGCGGAGGGUUUCUGGGGUAAGGGGUGCACCACCCUGUGUGACUGCGCUGGCAGCCACUGUGAUCCAGUGGACGGUCGCUGCCUCUGUCCUGCAGGGUACACGGGAAGCAGAUGUAACGAGACGUGCCCAGAGGGUCAGUAUGGAUCAGGAUGUGCGGAGAGCUGCUCCUGUGAGAAUGGUGGAAGAUGUUCUCCACUAGAUGGAUCCUGCACCUGUCUCGCAGGCUAUGAGGGCAAAUUCUGUGGAAGCCUAUGCCUACCAGGUUGGACCGGAUACCGCUGCAACGAGCCCUGCGCCAAGGGAAUGUAUGGCCUUCGCUGUAACUCAACCUGCGAGUGUCAGAACGAGAGUUGGUGCAACCCUGCCAACGGCACCUGUACCUGUCGGCCUGGCUUCACUGGGGUGAAGUGUGACAUGCCAUGUCAGAACAUGACCUAUGGCCAGGACUGUGCGAUGCGCUGUAACUGCUCUGACCAUGCCAACAGCUGUGACCGGCAGACUGGACAGUGUGUCUGUAAGGAAGGCUGGAGAGGUGAGCGCUGUGACUCGAACUGUGCACCAAACCGCUGGGGCGCCAACUGUGCCCAGACCUGCACCUGUGAGAACAGCGGCACCUGUCAUGCUACCCUCGGGACGUGUGAGUGUCCUCUGGGCUACAUGGGAGACAGGUGUCAGACUGCCUGCCCGGAGGGACGUUUUGGUUACCAGUGUAAAGGAGUUUGUUCCGAGCGCUGUCAGAACGACGCCAGCUGCAACACGAUCACGGGAGAGUGUAUCUGUGCACCAGGGUUCACUGGUCCCUUCUGCUCUGAACGUUGUCCUGGUGGUUACUAUGGCGACCAGUGUUCCCAGGUCUGCAGCUGUCAGAACGGCACCUGUGACAACGUGGACGGUUCCUGCACCUGUCUGCCUGGAUGGACUGGGUCGGACUGUGCACAGAAAUGUCCAUCAGGCCGGUGGGGGCAGAACUGCCGGCAGACGUGUGACCACUGCAGGAACGAUGCCUCCUGUCUGCCGUGGGACGGAACCUGCAUCUGCACCGCGGGGUGGGCGGGGCCUCAGUGUGCUGAGGCCUGUCCUGCUGGAUACUAUGGAGAGAACUGUAACAGUGCCUGUAACUGUGUACACGGGGCUUGUGAUCAUAUCCGGGGGACCUGCACAUGUGAUGCUGGCUGGACUGGCAGUGUCUGUAACUUUGAUGUGAACGAGUGUACCCGGCAGGAUAAUGAAUGUAAUGAUAAUGCAAUCUGUCACAACUCUCCCGGAUCCUACCGAUGCGUCUGCCGUCCGGGGUAUGUGGGGGAUGGACGCGAAUGCCAACCCAACAGUGUGAGACCGGUCAUCUUGAGGCCACUGCCAAUUUUGGAGCGGGAAACGGAGGACAACGUCCUGUUCUCGUGUCGCUACGAGUACAGUCCGAGUGCCGGCGGGAGGAACGUCUUCGUGACCUGGCUGAAGGGCGACAUCGUCCUCUUCCUGGGGGAACUGAAGAGGAUCGAUGAUGAGAGAUUCACCAUCAACUACGGGGAUGGGAUGUCAGACUUGACCAUCAGACAGACACGAUUGUCUGACUCUGGACCUUACACAUGCCUCAUCAACUCAGUCCCUCCUACAAACUCCACUGGAAUCCUCAAUAUCAAGUGUCCAGAAGGAUCUUAUGGGUCAGAGUGUAAGGUCUGUCCCUGUCAGCACGGAAGAGAAAUGUGUGACCCCUACAACGGAUGUCUUCCCUGUAAGGACGAACAAGCCUGUAAAAGAGUGCUGAAGACAUUUGACGGCAGCAUUAGGAUAACGUCAGAGAGUUGGAGACCAGAGCUGGCCGACAAAACCACCACAGACAACCAGAAACUGGCUGGUGUUGUAGAGUAUGGCUUGAACGAGAUCUACCGAAAGAGUCCUCUAUCAGGAGACUAUCUUCAUGCCAAGGUCAAACAGUUCAGUGAAGGCAGCGUGGUGAGUGACUUCACUCUGUACUUCCGACCCGGUGCCGAUGUACGGGCUGAGGACGUCGGGGAACAGCUGGACAGGGUAGUCAACAUCGGCGGUCUCAAGGUCGAUCAAACAGCCAAUGGGAUUGAAGGAGACAGUGCAAAGCGUGAUGGGCCUGACAGAAAUGGUGAUGAUGACAGAGAUGGUGAUGGUGAUGGAAGGCCUAUAAAAGCAGGCGCUGUCGCCGGUGCUGUGAUUGGAGUGGCUCUGAUUGUACUGUUGGUGGUUCUGGCGUUUCUUGCCUUCCGUUACCUUCGCUUGAGGAAGCGGCCCACUGAGCCAACUGUGUCUUACGAUCGGGGCACAACCAGCAUCGGAGCAGACAACCCUGUGUACGAGAACAUGCCAGGUGCCAUGGCCGCACCUCUGCCAGGUGUGCAGGUGCACAAGGGGGAGCACCUGAUGUACAUGAACAACCCUCUGUACGAUCAGGUGAACGGGAUGGUGGCACCUGAAAAGGCUGCUGGGAUGGAUCUGUCACCUCCAGGUGCUGAAGCGCCCCCUCCCUACGAGGAGAACCCGGCAGAACUGCAGCAGCUGACAGAGGAGGAGCAGCUCAAGUUGAAGCAGAAGGCAGCCGAGGCAGGUUAUCCUGAGUGAACACCUGUCAAUCAUGGCUACCUGUCAAUCACUGUAACCUGUCAAUCAUGAUAACCUAUCAAUCAUUGUAACCUGUCAAUCAUGAUAACCUGUCAAUCUUGAUUAUCCAUAGACAAUCUAAGCCUUGCAGCUGUUGAAAUAUUUGUGCCUUCUGUCAAUGAAUUAAUCAAAUAAAUUGGCUACACCAGUUUUAUAUAUUACAUUGUAUGUGUGUUUUCCAAAUUUAAAAGAAUGGCUAAACUGGGGGAUUGACAAUGAAAACCCAGUCAGGGUAGUCUGUAAAAUUUUGUUUCUGAGGACAGAAUAUAUUCAGAUACAGCUUUUCCUCUCAGCCUUCUGGAAAUUCAAUAACAAGGAGGAUUGUUGUAGUUUUUUUGCUUGUCCCUCUAAAAAUUUGAUGGAAUCUUAUAUUAGGAAAUAGGGGUGAUUAAAAUGCUGCAUUUGCACUGAGUCUCACUGCCUCAAAUUCAAUGUACUCCAUAAGUCUACCAUAUGAUCCUGACUGUCCAUCACACCCAGCAGUUCAACCAAUGACAGCAUUAUAGCUUAGGUUCUACCAUUGAGAUAUUGCUGAAUGGCUGUAUAUAUUUGCAUUUUUGUGCUUCUGUUUUGCAUUUUACAAUCUAACAGGAUCUUAUCUAUCAGAAAAUUAAAACAGCUGCUCUUCUUGUCAAGUCAUUUGGAGGUACAAUUAAUAAAAAAAAACUAUGCAAGGUCAUUUGAUUAGUACAACUAAUGGUGAUAGAAAUGUAGUAAUUCCAU